Schistocerca serialis cubense is the source of this 1098-nucleotide messenger RNA. RefSeq names its product piggyBac transposable element-derived protein 2-like. NCBI's taxonomy places the organism in Eukaryota, Metazoa, Arthropoda, Insecta, Orthoptera, Acrididae. The record is from RefSeq and is a predicted model, not a curated record. Bases 1 to 1098 code for a protein of 365 amino acids. The transcript has a single exon.
AUGAAACAAAGAGAGGACCCUGAUUAUGACAAGCUGUUCAAGGUGAGACCAUUUGUUGACAAAAUCAAACAAGGUUUUUCAAUUACUAAACCUGAGGAAUAUCAUUCAGUGGAUGAAUUAAUCAUUCCUUUCAAAGGUCAUUCAUCCCUGAAACAGUAUGUAAAAAGCAAACCACACAAGUGGGGUAUAAAAGUUUUUGCCUGUGCUGGUUCUAGUGGAAUUGUGUACGAUUUCGAAACAUACCGAGGGAAGGGAACUGUACAUAAUGAUACUGGUCUUGGUAUAAGUGGUGAUAUUGUGAUAAGGCUUGUGGAAGGACUGCCAAAAUAUAAAAAUUUUAGAGUGUUUACAGACAAUUGGUUCACUUCUUACAAUCUUAUUUCUGCCCUGAAAAACUAUGGCAUUUUGGCUGUUGGAGCUGUUAGACUCACAAGACUUCAAGGCUGCAAUCUAAAAGCAGACAGUGAGCUGAAAAAGCAGGGACGAGGAGCAUACGAUUAUCGAACUGAAACAGAAAGGAACAUCACAGCGCUGAAGUGGUAUGAUAACAAAUCCGUCGUUCUUGCAUCAUUAUACAAAGGAGUAAGUCCAGUAGAACCUGUGAAACGUUGGUCAAUGGGAGAACUAAAAUAUAUUGAUGUUCCGGGGCCAGACAUUGUUAGAGAACAUAACCCUUCGAUGGGAGGAGUUGAUCUGCACGACAUGCUGCUUGCUUUGUAUAGGAGUAAUAUUGGUGUGAAAAGAUUUUAUCUAAGGAUCGUAUUCCACCUCCUUGACAUGUGUGUGGUGAAUGCGUGGCUCCUAUACCGCCGACAUUGCAGACAAAGAGGAAUUACCAAACACAUGUCUCUGUUGAUUUUUCGGUCUGAUGUAGCUCAUGGACUACUAAAAGCAGGAGACAUUUUGGUAAGAAGACGAGGAAGGCCAUCAGAUGACAGUCCAUCGCCUACAGUUGUGAAGAAACGAGCCGCAUUGUUUCCCAGCACAAUUGAUGAUGUGAGGUACGACAACAUUGGACACUGGCCACAGCAUGUAGAAAACAAACAGAUGCAAAUUGUUCAUUACAGCAUAUUCUCGAACGAAAUGCAUCAAAUGUAA